AUGAGGAGGAUCAUCCCCAUUUCCGCCGGAAGAACCAAACAAACCAUCACUCGACAUCCUGUCCACCUCAACUACCCAAAAGUAUCAAUUCAACCUUCAUCUACCAUUCCUUCAGCUCGCUUCAACGCACCAUGGCAGAUGUCUACAUCAUCUUGGAGGACUAGCCAUAGUCUUGUAGUGAGAAGCAGCUUACAUGGUAUCCUCUCAAAGCGACAAUUCAGUGGCUCACCUAUAUUCAACAUCACCGAUAGACUCGAUUCGGACGAUAUGGCAUCAUCCAGCAAGAACGUUGUGACUCCCGAGAAGAACAUCGCCAAUACACCUAAGGUCAUUGAUCUAGAUCUGGAGAUAGGAUUAUGGGAAGGUAAAGCUGUUUUCACCAAAGAGGCUUUGACAGUCAGAUCGAUACGGCCAAACGCAUGCGAGACACCUAAAAAUAGCAAAGAUCCAAAACCCUCUGGAUCAUUUACAUCCCCAAUAUCAAUAUCAUCUACUCCAUCUUCAUCUCCUCAAACGUUAUCCAGACCGAGAGCCGUACCCCACUAUACAUCUCCAUUACCACGGACCAUCCUUACUCCUAGCACACACACCUGGGUAGAACUACCUCCUUCUCAGCGAACUGGAGUUACUCAGACACAACCUGCUAAACCGAUUCACCCAUUUUUCAAUCGAACGCGUACUGCGCCUCCUACCUCCCAACCGAGAUAUACAGCCCACUACUCAUCUACUGAAGCCAGCUCGACUCAACAAAGUGAAAGUCAGGAUAGCACGCCUUCAUCGUCUAAAGCUCCUUCUACGGUUGAUCACAAUAGGGACAGGGAUCUAGAUCUGUUAGCUGAGGAAGUUGGUAAAUUACACUUUGGAUAUGGUUAUCCUCCCAAGCCAACAUCCAAGUCUGCUCCCCCUCCCACGCAAUCACAGUCUGAUGAGAAUAAAUCAUCCAAACAACAAGGUGAAGAUAUGACUAUAUCCAAUGCCAAGUCAUCGACGAGCGUAUCAUUCAAGGUAAUAACAAAUAAUGGUAAACUCCAGUCUAAGUCCGUAUCUCCUAAUUCAAUGGAUUUACCUUUAUUCCACUUCGAUCAAUAUUCUCCCAAGCCCCAGAUAGCCUAUACCGCUUCCAUCGAAGAGGCGAAUGACCUACUGGGAUGCUUGAAAGGUGAUAUACUAGGCUUCGAUCUUGAAUGGCCACCUGCAGGAACGUACAAGAUCCCUCAACCUGACGGUACCAUGAAGAGCGUGAAGAUUGGGAUGACGUGGGAUGAGAAGAAAGGCGGGUAUGUAUUUGGGCAGGGGAGGACGGCAUUGAUGCAGUUUGCGGAUGAGAAGUUGGUGGUUCUUGUGCAUCUGGGUGAGAAGAUGGAUAUCCCUUCCAAAGCCAUCGAGAUCCUCCGUUCAGCUACGAUUUACAAACUGGGUGUACAAGUCAGAGGAGACGGUCAGAAACUCUUACGUGAUUUCCCACAACAUUUUAUCUCUACAUCUUCUUCCGACAUGGGUAUAAAGGGAUUGUUGGAACUUUCUUUCUUGGCCAGGGGAGUCGAUCCGAUAGGUACUGGACCUGGAAAUAGUUUGAUUAGCCUUUCGAGGUUGGCUGAAAGGUAUUUGGGUAAAAGGCUAGAUAAGAGUUUGGACGUGAGGAAAGGGAAUUGGUUUGAAAGAUUGGAUCAGAAACAGAAGGAUUACGCUGCAAACGAUGUUUAUGCCUCUUUACAGAUAUUCAAAUCCUUGAGGCGCAUCGCUGAAGAAAAUAACUUUGGAGUGGAUUUAAACAGAUAUCUAUCGAUUGUGGACAAUUCUGUACCAAUAAACAAAUUGACUUCUACAAAUCCUGGGGAGGAGAUAUCGGGAACUCGAAUACAGAUUGGAGAGAUGAUAGCUACACUGGCAGAAGGAGUGAAACCGCCUACCCCUGCUCAACUUGGUGCAUUGAGUGAUUUUGUGAAAGGCAUGACUAUCGCUAAGAUUGCUGAGCAGAAGGGAAUAAAGGUGGCUACUGCUGAAGGAUAUAUCUGCAGUGCAUUACAAUCAAUCGGACUGGACUUCCUCAUGGACGAAGAGAGGAAACGACUAUGGGAUGAGAUACCUAGAGAUAUGUAUACUUGGAAAAGGAAUAAGGAGUUGUACAAAGUAUUGAAGAAGGAAUUUGAUUCUGAUGCGGUCAGUGCUAGUGAGAGUGAAACAGAUAACGUACCUUGA
This is a messenger RNA of Kwoniella mangroviensis CBS 8507, 2199 nucleotides long. RefSeq lists its product as uncharacterized. Lineage: Eukaryota; Fungi; Basidiomycota; Tremellomycetes; Tremellales; Cryptococcaceae. The transcript is spliced from 5 exons. Gene Ontology annotation, molecular function: nucleic acid binding; 3'-5' exonuclease activity. Gene Ontology annotation, biological process: nucleobase-containing compound metabolic process. Bases 1 to 2199 code for a protein of 732 amino acids. The record is from RefSeq and is a predicted model, not a curated record. Gene Ontology annotation, cellular component: nucleus; cytoplasm.